Messenger RNA from Micropterus dolomieu (smallmouth bass), 5019 nucleotides. It is a transcript of the gene fbxl3a, whose product is annotated as F-box and leucine-rich repeat protein 3a. The record is from RefSeq and is a predicted model, not a curated record. The transcript is spliced from 5 exons. NCBI's taxonomy places the organism in Eukaryota, Metazoa, Chordata, Actinopteri, Centrarchiformes, Centrarchidae. Gene Ontology annotation, molecular function: protein binding. Gene Ontology annotation, biological process: regulation of cell cycle; G2/M transition of mitotic cell cycle; SCF-dependent proteasomal ubiquitin-dependent protein catabolic process. Gene Ontology annotation, cellular component: cytosol; SCF ubiquitin ligase complex; nucleus. The coding region runs from base 259 to 1569 and encodes 436 amino acids.
UGUCACAACAACACUUCGCCAUUUCAGAUUUCGGGGGGCAGAAACUCCCGCGAAAGAAUUAGGUCAACUGAGCGGAGGCGGACGAUUCUUCAUUGAAAACAUUUCUUACCUCUUGGUUCUUAUACAGUCUAUGGUUCCGAUGUGUGUUAUUUUGUUGGUGCGAAUGAGCUUUUCCUGCGUGGGCCCGGGCUGAAGUCAGUUCUCGGAUUUUCCUGCUAACAGCUAACUUACCAAGCUAGCUGAGUGUAAACAAGAAGGAUGAAGAGGAUGAAAGGAGGAGAGGAGGGCAGCUCUUCCAGUAAGAGCCCUCCGGAGGCUUGCAAGAAGGUGCGGAAGCAGAUGAGGGAGGAGUCAGAGGCAGUGGUGGCCUGUCAAUCACCAGACAGCAACUGGGCUCGCAUGCCUCAGGAACUCCUGCUACACAUCUUCCAGUACCUUCCACUGCUGGAUCGGGCUUAUGCCUCUCAGGUGUGCCGCGAGUGGAACCAGGCUUUCCACAUGCCCGAGCUGUGGAGAUGCUUCGAGUUUGAGCUUAACCAGCCAGCCAGCUCUUACCUGAAAGCCACCCAUCCAGACCUCAUCAAGCAGAUCAUAAAGAGGCACUCCAACCACCUGCAAUAUGUCAGCUUCAAGGUGGACAGUAGUACCGAGUCUGCAGAGGCAGCAUGUGACAUUCUUUCACAGUUGGUGAAUUGCUCAUUGAAGACCUUGGGGCUCAUCUCUACAGCAAGGCCCAGUUUCAUGGAGGUUCCAAAGUCUCAUUUCAUCUCAGCUCUGACUGUGGUGUUUGUCAACUCCAAAUCGUUGUCAUCGCUGAAGAUUGACGACACGCCAGUGGAUGAUCCAUCACUGAAAGUGCUGGUGGCCAACAACAGCGACACCCUGAAACUGCUGAAAAUGAGCAGCUGCCCUCAUGUCUCCCCAGCAGGGAUCCUGUGUGUGGCAGAUCAGUGUCACGGGCUGAGAGAGCUAGCACUGAACUACCACCUCUUGAGUGAUGAACUCCUGCUGGCCCUCUCCUCGGAGAAACACGUCCACCUGGAACACUUGCGGAUUGACGUGGUGAGUGAGAACCCCGGCCAGCACUUCCACACCAUCAAGAAGAGCAGCUGGGACGCGAUGGUGCGGCACUCACCCAAAUUCAACCUGGUCAUGUACUUCUUCCUCUAUGAGGACGAGUUUGGCCCUUUCUUUAAUGAGGAAAUCCCCGUCACUCACCUUUACUUUGGUCGCUCAGUCAGUAAGGAGGUCUUGGGCAGGGUUGGUCUCCACUGCCCUCGUCUGGUGGAGCUGGUGGUGUGCGCCAACGGCCUGCGUCCUCUUGAUGAAGAGCUAAUCCGCAUCGCAAAGCACUGCACCCAGCUGUCAGCCAUCGGCCUGGGCGAGUGUGAGGUGUCCUGUAGUGCAUUCGUGGAGUUUGUCAAGAUGUGUGGCCGGAGGCUUUCCCAGCUGUCCAUCAUGGAGGAGGUGCUGAUUCCAGAUCACAAAUACUCCCUGGAUGAGAUCCACUGGGAGGUUUCUAAGCACCUGGGCCGGGUCUGGUUCCCAGACAUGAUGCCGACUUGGUAAAGUGAAGCCAAAGAGGCGCGCAGAGUUCAGUAUGUCAAGUUUGUGGUGUGGAACAUUCAUGGCCUCCAUGUUUGCACUGAAAAGCCUUUAAAUGCUCAGCUGUAGUAGAAUGUUUGGUGCCAACAUGGAGAGCAUAAACUUGCUGAAAGUAUGUGUGGAGUUCAGGGCAGGGGUGUAAUGGGGAACCUGACUGCUACACAAUGUUAUCAUGUCAUGUAAACACCACUCUUCAAAAUGGACCAUAGAAUCCUGUUUUGUCAAAUCCGUAGACAGAACAUGCCAGGCUGGCUCCUUCACAGACCAGUGCAGGUGGAAAUAUUUGACUAAAAAAGCAAUGAUUUUUUUUUUUUUAACCACAAACCGAGUUAUUUGGACAUUAUAGCCUGGUUAUAAUAAUCUAUAUUAUGAGAGGUAUCUGUCUGUCUGUGUGCGCGUGUUCGCAGUAUGCAUAUGAGCGUGCGUGUUUAAUGUCUUUUAACAUUGUGGAGUAAUUUGGGAUGAUUAGGUGCACAAUUGCAUGUUGUUACACUACCACUUGGACUACUUAAAAUUCAGUCUGAGAUAGCAGCUCUGCACUAACAAAAUAUGGCAUGGGAGGUUUCCAAAUGGCUGCGAUGUUAGCUGUAUAUAGUAUUUGGCAGAAGGUGUUUCGUCAGGUGUAGUCAAUGGGAGGAUUCAUUUCAUUUUGCAGAAGAGUGGUUGGAUCCUACAUCCUAAUUCUAAACUAAUUUAAACAACGAGCAGCAGCCGGGUUUGCGACAUCUUGCUUUUCCUCCUCGCAGCAGCACAAUAAUGAAUGAAAAAAGAAAACAUGAUUGCAGAAAAUUUUAGAAGGUUGGCCAGGGGACAAACAGAUGUGUAUGUAUAUAGGUCUAUAUCUUUGGUACAUGAAGGUGUACAUUGGUUGAUGUCAUGGAUUUUUAUUAAGAUGUAUUUCUUUCCUGCAAUGUGCAUCAGUUGGCUUGAGAAAUUAAUUUCUUGGUUUUGUUUAUAGAAGGAUUCUGUACAGUCAUAGCUUUCUGAAGCACCUUACCAUAAAAACCAAAUGAUAGCCAGGACAAACAAAGUCCUUCUGCCCUAAUGAAAGCAGGAAAACUAAUCUUUAUAAUGCUCCAAUUAUUUUUUUUUUUUAGUUGGACUCAGAUUCUAAUUAUUUACGCUGCACUGGGACUCUGUUGAAUCAGAUACUGAGGACAGUAUAUUGAAGUAAUAAAGCUAUAAUUACUGCCAAAAAAAGGAGAAAUAUCACUAUGUAAAUAUUGCACAGAAAUGUCUGAAUUUGGAGGUAGAUCUUGAUGAGUCUGUAACCUUCAUAGUCAGAUUGCUUUGUAAUAAUUCAAUAGACUAGUCUCUGCAGCUAUUAGCUUGCAAUGCACACUGGGAAUGCAAAAACGAACCCUUUGUGUCACUCAGGUGCAUUAAAUGAAUAUAUUUCCUAUAUAGGUUUCAUUUGAAUCUUCUGCUAUUUGCCUGUUCGAGCUCUAAACCUUUUCUCACUGUCGUGAAUAUCUGCCCUCCCCAUAAGCCCACAUUUGGUCUGAAUUGUGUCACCACAUCAGACACACAGGAGAGGAAACGGUAUUCAUCUUGUCAUUACAAACACCGUCUUUGCUGAUAUCCCUAGUGCUCCUGUCCCAAACAUCCAUUCAUUUCAGUUGAAAGAGAUUUGGCAAGUCAGAUGAGUGAAACACAACUUUUUUCCUUUAAGAAGGAAGUCAAAUGCAUCUGUAUAUAAAACGCUGUGUGUUUUGAUUAUUAUAAAUAGAAAUGUACUUAUUUCUUUAUUUCGCCCUCUGUCAGGGUUCGAAGUUUCCUUAACAAACGGUCUUUUAUAAAACCAGAGUGCGAGUUAUCCUUUACUAGAUGGAUCUUUUUCAUACUGUAGUCACCACAGAUGAUGAGCUAUGUAAUUUAUUGAUAUGCAUACAGCUUUUUGUAAUAAUUUGUUUCACAUUUACACAAAAGAAGCAAUCAUUAUAACCAGCAAGUAGAUCAGCAGCACUUCCGCCAUCUGUCACUCCAAAAGUUUUGAGUCCACUACUACAAACUUUUUAUCAACGCACAGGUGAGAUUUUAAUAAGUAAUUUUAAUCCAAAACAAAACCAAACAUUAAAAGGCAAAUAUUACACUCCAGUUAGUAAAUCUAACUCUCUGCAGAGGAAUGCCACUGUUUUUGUCUGAAACUGUGAAAAGGGUAGAGCUGCAACAAAUAAUCGAUUAGUUGACAACUAUGAAAUAAAUUGGCAACUAUUCUGAUAAUCGAUAAGUCUGAGUAAUUCUUUAGUCAAAAAAAAAAGCCAGCUUCUUAAAUGUGCGUCUUUUCUGUUUAAACUAAAUAUCUAUUUUGAGGAUGUUCACUUGGAAACAAUUUUUUUACUUAUUGUAAACUAAACAACUAUUCGAUUUAUCAAGAAAAUAAUUGACAAUGAAAAUAAACGUUACCAGUAGCCCUAGAAAAAGGAUUAGGUUCCUGGCAGGACAAUGGCACUAAAAGCACAGUGAAGUUGUACUACUACUGCUUAAAUCUAAGGAGAACAAAGUCCCCAGAUCUGAAUCCAACUUAUCAUCUUAAUGAAAUGUGAAAGUUAAGUUUAACAUCAGGAGGCACUUCCUUAAUAAAAAAUAAAUAAAAAAUAGCCAUAAUAAGAUGAAUUGUCAUUAAAAAAACAGAAUUGUGUUUAAGAAAUCUAUUUUGACACUAUGUGUUGAACAAGUUAUUGGUAGUGGACAAACUUUAGGACAACACUGCAUGUCAGCAGGAUCUGUAUAUGCCAGACCCAGGUCUCGAUUUUGUUUUCCUGCCUGCCAGACUUCAUUCCUGUUGUCCAUGUCGCAUUAGACAUUUCAUGUAGCCCAGUAAUGUCGACCAAAACUGACAGAAAGCUUAUCACAGAAAGCACAAAUGUUUCUUUGUGUUAUUAGAUUGAUCUAACAUGGUCUAUUGAUAGUAUUGGUCUCUUAUCACUGAAGUAGAUACCUGUGCUGAUCGUCUGUGCUCAUGUAUGUUAGCAUGUCAGUGGUACAGUAACAUAUCGCUGAAUUAUUUUUCAGAGUUUGUGCAGUGCGUUAAACGGUUGCAAUGACCACAGCUCUACAGUGAAGAUUGUGUCGCAGUACUUUUCUGGUUUUAAUCAUUUUCCUGUUGUCUUUUUUGUCUUUUAUUGGAAAAUUAAGCUGGAUGAAACAUCUUUUAACAUAAAUACAGCUUAAGAGGGAAUAUGAUUUCUUUCAUCAUUAAGACGCCUCUUGUCAGUAAUUGUUAUUUUAACCUAAUUUGUUCCUCCAGUAAAUUGUAUUAGGAGUAAACUGGUGUUGACAAUGCUGUCCUUUCAUUUUGCUUCUGUAUGGCAAAUGCUUUGUCUACUUUGCUUUACUGGUCACCUGUUUUGAAAUUCAAAUGAUUGUUUUGAACGUGAUCUUUUACUGGUAAUAAAAAACAUUGUGAAUGUA